Messenger RNA from Phyllostomus discolor (pale spear-nosed bat), 4488 nucleotides. It is a transcript of the gene ACVRL1, whose product is annotated as activin A receptor like type 1. NCBI's taxonomy places the organism in Eukaryota, Metazoa, Chordata, Mammalia, Chiroptera, Phyllostomidae. Gene Ontology annotation, cellular component: BMP receptor complex; plasma membrane. The transcript has 10 exons. Gene Ontology annotation, biological process: angiogenesis; heart development; BMP signaling pathway. Gene Ontology annotation, molecular function: transforming growth factor beta receptor activity, type I; ATP binding; SMAD binding. The coding region runs from base 715 to 2250 and encodes 511 amino acids. The record is from RefSeq and is a predicted model, not a curated record.
CCCCCUCUUCCUCCUUCGGUGGGGCCAGUCUGGUAGAGCCGGAGCCUCGAGAAGGCCUGUGGCGGGGACAUUCCAGGGGUCACUGGGCUAUGAGAGAGGAGGUCAUCCUGGAGCAGCAGCAUCUCCUCAGAGCCCAGGCCGCACGCCAACCUGCCCCGAGGCGCUGUGCGGCCCUGGUCUAAUCUCAGCCUCCUGCCCUGAAGUGCUGGCCCUUCCUCAGAAGGCUCCCUCCUGAGAUGAGUCAUCCCAGUGCUCAGGGCUGGGCCAGGAGCAGAUGAGCCCACGCAGGGGACAUCUUGGAGGAGCCGGAGAGGAAGAAGAAGGUGACUCGGUGGCUCAGGCAAUCUGGGCCCCGUCUGACAGACUCUUCCUAAGGUGCAGGGCUGUCCCCACCCUCCCCAAACUGUGGCACCAGCCAGAUUGCCUUUUUACCUGAGCUGUGGUGACAGGGCCCAAAGACCAGGCAGUUUCCAGAAUCUUAGAGUCCAAGAAGAUCAUUUAAGGCUGGGAAGGACCUUUGGAAAUACCCAGUCCAAACACCUCAGUGUACAGACGAACACACUGAGGCCCAGAGAGGUGACCCAGGCCUGGAACCCAGCACACCGGUGCCUGCUGCCCGAGCUGCAGGAGGGGUGGAGGCCACUUCGUCUUCCUCGAGGCGGACUUAGGCUGCACGCAGCCCACACAGCCAGGACUCCGUGCUCCGUUGAGUAGAUGGAAAACGGAAUUCACAGGACCAUGACCUUGGGCCCUCCCAGGAGAAGCCUUCUGAUGCUACUGUUGGCCUCGGGCCUGGCCCGGGGAGACCCCGUGAAGCCUCCUAGGGGCCCACUGGUGACCUGCACAUGUGAGAACCCACACUGCAAGGGGUCCACCUGCCAGGGGGCCUGGUGCACCGUCGUGCUGGUGCGAGAGGAGGGCAGGCACCCCCAGGAGCACCGAGGCUGUGGGAACCUGCACGAAGAACUCUGCUGGGGGCGCCCCACUGAGUUUGUCAGCCACUACUGCUGCUACAGCCCCCUCUGCAACCACAACGUGUCCCUGGAGCUGACAGCCACCCCAACCCCGGAGCAGCCGCAAGAAGUUGGCCAGCUGCCUCUGAUCCUGGGCCCAGUGCUAGCCUUGCUGGUCCUGGUGGUCCUGGGUGCCCUGGGCCUGUGGCAUGUCCGGCGGAAGCAGGAGAAACAGCUGGGCCGGCACAGUGAGGCGGGCGAAUCCAGACUCAUUCCGAAGCCAUCCGAGCAGGGGGACAGCAUGUUGGGGGACCUCCUGAACAGUGACUGCACAACAGGUAGUGGCUCGGGACUCCCCUUUCUGGUGCAGAGGACAGUGGCGCGGCAGGUCGCCCUGGUGGAGUGUGUGGGAAAGGGCCGCUAUGGCGAGGUGUGGCGAGGCCUGUGGCACGGCGAGAGUGUGGCGGUCAAGAUAUUCUCCUCGAGGGAUGAGCAGUCCUGGUUCCGGGAGACCGAGAUCUACAACACGGUGCUGCUCAGACACGACAACAUCCUAGGCUUUAUUGCCUCGGACAUGACUUCCCGCAACUCAAGCACCCAGCUGUGGCUUAUCACGCACUACCACGAGCACGGCUCGCUCUACGACUUCCUGCAGAGGCACACACUGGAGCCCCAGCUGGCCCUAAGGCUGGCCGUGUCGGCUGCCUGCGGCCUGGCGCACCUGCACGUGGAGAUCUUCGGCACUCAGGGCAAACCGGCCAUCGCCCACCGCGACCUCAAGAGCCGCAACGUGCUGGUCAAGAGCAACCUGCAGUGCUGCAUCGCGGACCUGGGCCUGGCUGUGAUGCACUCGCAGGGUAGCGAUUAUCUGGACAUCGGCAACAACCCGAGAGUGGGCACCAAGCGGUACAUGGCCCCCGAGGUGCUAGAUGAGCAGAUCCGCACCGAUUGCUUCGAGUCCUACAAGUGGACGGACAUCUGGGCCUUUGGCCUGGUGCUGUGGGAGAUCACCCGGCGGACCAUUGUCAAUGGCAUUGUGGAGGACUAUAGGCCACCCUUCUAUGACAUGGUGCCCAAUGAUCCCAGCUUUGAGGACAUGAAGAAGGUGGUGUGUGUUGACCAGCAGACCCCCACCAUCCCCAACAGACUGGCUGCAGACCCGGUCCUCUCAGGCCUGGCGCAGAUGAUUCGGGAGUGCUGGUACCCCAACCCCUGCGCCCGCCUCACUGCGCUGCGGGUCAAGAAGACACUACAGAAACUCAGCAGCAGUGUGGAGACGCCCAAAGUGAUGCACUAGCCUGGGGCCUGACACCUGACUCCCUGUGGCCUGCAGUGUGUGUGGUGGGGGCCGACGGGGGAUGGCGGCCUAUCUGAGUGGAGGUAGUGUGUGCGUGCUGGAGAGGAGAGUGCCCCUCUAGGGGCAGCUGUGCCUGCCUAGCUCGGCCCCCAGCCUAUCCAGCCAAAAAUACAGCUGGGCUGAAACUCGAUCUCCCCACUGUCUGGCCUGCUCAGAGCGGCAGGCUCCCUGACGCCUGGCUCUGUCCCCACUGCUGUGCCCUGGGUACACCCCCCACCACCCCAGGACAGGAUACAAAGGAGGACCCAGAGCCAGGAUGGCCAAGCCAGGGAAUCCCAGCCUCUUGGCCCUACAGCCUCGGCCUGCACUUUACCCCCUGCCCUCGGCCAACCCCACUGCCCCACCAGAGCUGCCUCGGGGACAGGGGGCCCCAUCCAGCCUUCAGCAGAUGCCCUGCCCUACUAGGCCUUAGGCUCUGGCCCAAGCCCCAGAUGCCCAGGGCCCAUGGUUUUCUUUCUCUCCAUGGCUUUGUAUCUCCGCUCCGUGAUGCCUGGGCCCCUGCCAGCUCACUGCCAGCUGCCUGAAAGAGUUGGGGCCUGACCCUGGACCUCUCCUCUACCCCCAUUCUAGCUGACUUACUGGGCCUUAAAACCAAGGGGUCCUGCUGCGGGUGUGGCAUGGCCACAGGCCAUAGGCCAUUGGAAGGUCAGAGGGGUAGGGCCCAGAACUUUCAGAAUAACUGAGAGGACAUUGAGGCCAAGCACGGCCAGGGAGGGGGUGCUCAGCCAGGAGCCAGAGAACCAGGUCCUGGCCCUGGAUGCUUGCUAAGUGACAAGAACGAGGCCUUCACUGUCACAGGACCUGUUUCUUCAUCUGCAUAUUGGAAGGGUUGCUCCUGACGUCUUCUGAGGUUUUUUCAGCUCUCGUGUUCUUUGAAAUGUCAGCCUGUCCAGAAUUCAGUUCAUCAGUUCCUUCUACUCUUUACACCCCAGCCCCUGGCAAUUUGGCCCAAGAUGAGGAUUUGAAAAUAACUUUGUCUGAGGCCAGGAGUGUCUGAGACGCCACCUAGUCUAAUUCUACAGCUCCAGUUCCUGCCAGUGGCCAUCCUGGGGCGCGGACAGCCACUGGCCUUUUAGCAGACAGGCCAGCCUUUGCCCCCUCUGUGGCUUUGCCUUGUCUGACCACGGCUGACAGGGGCUGAGGCUGGCUCCCUGCAGGGCCUCCAAAGCUCAGAAGAAAUUUGGCUCCAGCCAAUAAUUCUCUAGCACCCAGGUUGCUGCUCCCCACUGUCCCCUGGUCCAGGCCCACAGCCUUGGCCAGGGCCCAGAGCGUGUGUGCCUAGAAAGAGCCUGGUGGCUGCAGAGAAACACACAGAAAGUUCAGCAUUUGGAAGUCAAGGGUGUGUGUCCAGGCCCUGAGGAGGUUACCCUGGACCCUGGGCGGGUGGAUGGCCUAGGGGGCAGGGGUUUGGAGGCAGGGCCUGAGGGGUUGUGAGGGUGGGGCUCGUGCUAGGGACAAAGGGCAACCCCAAGCUUGGAAAGACCUGAACUCACAGCCCUCAACCCUUGAGGCAGGGUGGAGAAGGACCCUCAGCUCUUCACAGGAGAGGAAGAAAACACAGCCUCCUCUCCUCCUGUUGCAAAUGACCAGGCACAACCUCAGCAGGCCAGCGUCUUGGGCGGUUCCACCAGCGCCCCCAGGGCAGUUUCCCAGGCCUUUCUCCCAGCAUUGUGCAAGGUGGGGGUGGGGGUGGGGAAGCACCAGGAAGUGAAACUGGGUGAAAACAGAAAGCUAGAUGGACCUGCUGGGUUACCAGAUCACCACGGGGCAGCUUGCUUCUGGUGUUCUGGUCCCCGAAACCCACCUAGGAACCAGUCCUUCCCUAAAAGAUUUUUCUCUCCAUUGGCUUUGGGGGCCAAAUGGCUCCUUCUGAGACCCCAUGGCCAGAAACUGGAACUCCCCAAAGCCCAGAAAAUCCCUACGAGGAGAAGGUCUGAGGCAGGAGGUGGAGUGACAGGGGGCAGGUUGAGAGAAGAGGCCAGUGCUAGGAGGACAGCCGGAGGCCAGGGGGGAGAGGGGGCGCUGGUGAGAACUGUCUGUGCAGUGCUUCUGCCUGCGUGCAGAAGGGUGUUCCAGAGUCAAAAUUACAGUCACUUACCUGGAGAUAUUGUUUGUGAGAGCACUUAGCUUGUGCUUAGCACAUAGCAGCUCCUCAAUAAAACCAUGGUGGAAUCCUGA